Messenger RNA from Contarinia nasturtii (swede midge), 1291 nucleotides. RefSeq names its product CAAX prenyl protease 2 (gene Sras). Lineage: Eukaryota; Metazoa; Arthropoda; Insecta; Diptera; Cecidomyiidae. Gene Ontology annotation, biological process: CAAX-box protein processing. Gene Ontology annotation, molecular function: metalloendopeptidase activity. The coding region runs from base 16 to 915 and encodes 299 amino acids. The record is from RefSeq and is a predicted model, not a curated record. The transcript has 3 exons. Gene Ontology annotation, cellular component: endoplasmic reticulum membrane.
UUUCCAUUGCACCAAAUGUCAGAUGAAAUAAGUUCAUUGAAUGUCAAAAUGGAGUCAGAUACGGUUGUACCAAAAUUAUCUGUUUAUUAUUCCACAAUUUCAUGUUUAUUUCUAUCGUUAAUUUAUGUGGGUAGUUUAUAUGUAUGGCGAUCCGAGCAUAAUAGAGAUCAUCCGUCGACGGUGAAGAAACGUUUCUUUAGCGUUUUCAUGGUGAUGCUUAUAUCGCCUGUAUUUAUUUAUAUGUUAUUGCUGGCCAAUCGAUCAACGAACAUUACAAUAUGGGAAAUUAUGGGCUUUCGAUUGAAGGGCGUUUUAGCAGCAUUAUUCGUCCCGUUAUUGUUAACGGCCACAUUAUUUUUAGGACCAAUUUGUGCAAUUAUUAUAAAUGGCGUGUGGAAAUUGUAUUUGGAGCCAAAUUAUUGGAUGGAUAGCUUUAAGAAUAUAUUGUGGAUACGGAAUCACAUUGUGGCACCGUUAUCAGAAGAGUUUACAUUUCGUGCCUGUAUGAUGCCACUAUUGCUCCAGUCAUAUCGACCAACCACUGCCGUUCUUCUAACGCCAUUGUUUUUCGGUGUAGCGCAUCUGCAUCAUAACAUCGAACGUGUUCGAUCGGGAAUGGACUGGAAAACGGCGCUCAUUGUGUCAACAUUUCAAUUUGCCUACACCGGAAUAUUUGGCAUUUAUUCAGCUUAUUUAUUUGCAAAAACGGGACAUUUUAUCGCACCAUUUAUAGCACAUGCAUUUUGCAAUCAUAUGGGAUUUCCUGAUAUUCAGGAAGUGUUAUUACAGCAAGACAAUAAAAAAUACAUAAUUUUAAGUUGCUAUGUUAUCGGUUUAGUUAGCUGGAUCUAUUUAUUGCCGAUCGUUACCGAACCACAAUGGUAUUCCAACGAAUUAUAUUGGACAAAUAUGUGAUAAAACAGGAAAAAACAAAAGAUGUAGUCAAACCAGACAGUCAAAAAAAAAAUCGAAAUAACGAACAGUUAUAUAUAAAUAUAACGAAUGUAGAAUAUCUUCCACCAUUUCAGGUUAAUUUUUCAUUGAAAUAGCACUUCAUUUUACUCGACUUAAUAUGCAAAUUUGUUGAAUAUUUGAAGACAAAGACAAACCUAAUUCAAACGAAAAUGAAAUAAAUCGUGUGCCUCUGUACAAUUCGCUUACGUAGUUGAGAGCAUAGGCACAAAUUUUAAUGAAUGCCAUAUUUUUGAAUUUAACUAAUAAUAAUAUUUAAAAAAAAGUGAAUAAAUAAUUAAAUGACUAACUAGCCGACCAUUUAAAAAGUUGACACAAA